Molecule: messenger RNA, 375 nt
Organism: Prorocentrum cordatum
Lineage: Eukaryota; Dinophyceae; Prorocentrales; Prorocentraceae
Source: the annotation of a GenBank genome assembly
AUGCCCCGUCUGCAGCUCGCCGCAGCCCUGCUGCUGCUCUGCGGCUCCCUGACGGCUCCGCGAGCCCAGGAGAUGCAGCAGCCCCUGCUCGUCGACGACGAGUGCGACGCCGCUGGCGACGAGGCGUGCGGCGUGAAGAUGCUGCAGACGAGCGCCAGCAAGCAGGACGGCAAGGGCGCGGCCCCGAAGAGCAUCCCGGACCUGGCCGCGGAGGCCGGGGCGGCCGCGGCGCGCGCGGCCGCCGAGGCGUUGCUGCAGAGGCAGUCCGGAGAGGGCGCCGAGGAGCACACCGUUGACGGGGGCGCCCAGGGGUCGGGGUCGCUGGACCGCGCCACCGUGCGCAAGACGUGCGGGUCCACCGGCAGCAGGUGCUGA